Molecule: messenger RNA, 1380 nt
Organism: Salvelinus namaycush (lake trout)
Lineage: Eukaryota; Metazoa; Chordata; Actinopteri; Salmoniformes; Salmonidae
Product: extensin-3-like
Exons: 3
Coding region: 1-1380 (459 amino acids)
Source: RefSeq, a predicted model, not a curated record
AUGGUGCUGGUCAUGGUGCUGGUCAUGAUGCUGGUCAUGGUACUGGUCAUUGUGCUGGUCAUUGUGCUGGUCAUGGUGCUGGUCAUGGUGCUGGUCAUGAUGCUGGUCAUGGUACUGGUCAUUGUGCUGGUCAUGAUGCUGGUCAUGGUGCUGGUCAUGCCAGCCAACCAGCCCCUUGCGAGGGGACACCACAGCCAUUCUCCUGCGCGGGGACACCACAGCCAGCCCCCUGUGAGGGGACACCACAGCCAGCCCCCUGUGAGGGGACACCACAGCCAGCCCCCUGCGAGGAGACACCACAGCCAGCCCGCCCCCUGCGAGGGGACACCACAGCCAGCCCCCUACACCACAGCCAGCCCCCUGCGAGGGGACACCACAGCCAGCCCCCUGAGAGGAGACACCACAGCCACCCCGCCCCCUGCGAGGAGACACCACAACCAUUCUCCUGCGCGGGGACAUCACAGCCAGCCCCCUGUGAGGGGACACCACAGCCAGACCCCUGUGAGGGGACAACACAGCCAGCCCCCUGCGAGGAGACACCACAGCCAGCCAGCCCCCUGUGAGGGGACACCACAGCCAGACCCCUGUGAGGGGACAACACAGCCAGCCCCCUGCGAGGAGACACCACAGCCAGCCCCCUGCGAGGAGACACCACAGCCAGCCAGCCCCCUGCGAGGGGACACCACAGCCAGCCCCCUGCGAGGAGACACCACAGCCAGCCCCCUGCGAGGAUACACCACAGCCAGCCCGCCCCCUGCGAGGGGACACCACAGCCAGUCCCCUGUGAGGGGACACCACAGCCAGCCCCCUGUGAGGGGACACCACAGCCAGCCCCCUGCGAGGAGACACCACAGCCAGCCCGCACCCUGCGAGGGGACACCACAGCCAGCCCCCUGUGAGGGGACACCACAGCCAGCCCCCUGUGAGGGGACACCACAGCCAGCCCCCUGCGAGGAGACACCACAGCCAGCCCGCACCCUGCGAGGGGACACCACAGCCAGCCCCCUGCGAGGAGACACCAUAGCCAGCCCGCCCCCUGCGAGGGGACACCACAGCCAGCCCCCUGCGAGGAGACACCACAGCCAGCCCGCCCCCUGCGAGGGGACACCACAGCCAGCCCCCUGCGAGGGGACACCACAGCCAGCCAGCCCCCUGCGAGGGGACACCACAGCCAGCCAGCCCCCUGCGAGGAGACACCACAGCCAGCCCCCUGCGAGGAGACACCACAGCCAGCCCCCUGCGAGGAGACACCACAGCCAGCCCCCUGCGAGGAGACACCCCAGCCAGCCCCCUGCGAGGAGACACCACAGCCAGCCAGCCAGCCCGCCCCCUGCGAGGAGACACCACAGCCAGCCCGCCCCCUGCGAGGAGACACCAUAG